Molecule: messenger RNA, 1590 nt
Organism: Juglans regia (Persian walnut)
Lineage: Eukaryota; Viridiplantae; Streptophyta; Magnoliopsida; Fagales; Juglandaceae
Product: protein FAR1-RELATED SEQUENCE 5-like
Exons: 4
Coding region: 1-1590 (529 amino acids)
Molecular function (GO): zinc ion binding
Source: RefSeq, a predicted model, not a curated record
AUGGACUUAGAUGAUGAGGGGAGAUUGAAGAAUGUCUUCUGGGCGGACCCCCGUAGUAGGGCAGCAUAUCAGUAUUUCAGUGAUGUGGUGACAUUUGACACUACGUAUCUGACCAAUAGAUACGGUAUGCCCUUCGCACCAUUUGUUGGUGUAAACCACCAUGGCCAGUCAAUUUUGUUGGGAGCAGGAUUGAUAUCCAGUGAGGAUACCGAGAUAUUUGUAUGGUUAUUCCAGACAUGGUUGAAAUGUAUGGACGGUAUAACUCCAAGAGCCAUAAUCACAGAUCAAGACAGAGCGAUGAAAAAUGUCAUUGCCAUUGUAUUCCCAGAAAGCCGACAUCGAUUCUGUUUGUGGCAUAUACUGAAGAAAGUACCCGAAAAGCUUGGCUCUCAUAGUGCGUACAAAAGUGGCAUGAAAAUUGCUUUGAUGAAGUGUGUGUAUGACACUCAAAAUGUUGAAGAGUUUGAAAAAUGUUGGGAGCAGCUAAUCACCACGUACAACUUGCAUGAAAAUGUCUGGCUACAAAGUUUAUAUGAUGAGCGUGAGUAUUGGGUACCGGCAUUCUUGAGGGACUUUGAUAAUGCUCUGAAAAAGAAAAUUGAGAAUGAAACUGCUGCAGACUUCCAUUCAUUUAGUGUCUCCAUUUCCUGUAUAUCUCGAUCCCCAAUUGAGAAGAAAUUUCAAGAUCUGUACACGAAUGCUAAAUUCAAGGAACUUCAACAACAAAUUACCGGUAUUAUUGAUAUGGAUCCAAAGUUAUUUAAGCAUGAUGGUACAAUAAAGACAUAUCAUGUAGAGGAUGAAGUUCGUGUGGAAGAGUUCACAAAACCGAUUACACACUACGUGGACUUUAGUGAGGAAGAUGCAACUGCGAAGUGUUCAUGUGGAUUGUUUCAAAUGAGGGGGAUAUUGUGUAGACACAUUUUGGCCGUAUUCAAAUGUAAUGGGAUUAAGUCUGUGCCGGAUACAUACAUUUUAGAUCGAUGGCGGAAAGACAUCAAAAGGAGGUACACAUUGAUCCAUAGCAGCUAUGACGUAGGGGAUCAUCGGGCAGAUGCUAAUAGAUAUUCAAGUCUGUUGAAUAUCUGUUAUCAGAUGAUUACUCAUGCUGCGGGUUCAAGUCGGCAUACUGAGGAUGCAACUACAAAAUUGUAUGCAAUGAUUGAGUUAUAUCGUGCCAACCAAGAACCCCCAUCGAUAACCCUCCCAGGUGCGAAUGUUGGCUGUACGACUGCUGAUACAACUACAGUUGGAAGUUCAAAGCAAGUACUAAGUCCGAAAGUUGUGAGAGGAAAAGGCAGACCCCCAUCUCUAAGAAGAGCAUCAAGGAUGGAGAAAAACAUGAGGAAAGUUAAAGCAAAGACGAAGAGAGCACCAGUUAAGGGGAAACGCAAACAGCGAGAUGGAAGAGAUACAGCAGUCGUGGACACUUGCAAGAGGUUAUUUCGCCCUUCAGAGAUGGAUACUCCCAAUGUUGAACAAGUCCAGGCCCGAGAAACGGUGAUUGGUAGUCAAGAAAGUAUGCAAUUUGGGUUAGAUGGAUCGCAACCGGGAGAAUUUGGGUUGAGUGAAUCACAACCGAUGCAAUGA